Molecule: messenger RNA, 666 nt
Organism: Jaminaea rosea
Lineage: Eukaryota; Fungi; Basidiomycota; Exobasidiomycetes; Microstromatales
Product: ras-domain-containing protein
Exons: 5
Coding region: 1-666 (221 amino acids)
Biological process (GO): signal transduction
Cellular component (GO): plasma membrane
Molecular function (GO): GTP binding; GTPase activity; GDP binding
Source: RefSeq, a predicted model, not a curated record
AUGAACGCACAAUUUCUGCGUGAAUACAAACUCGUCGUCGUCGGUGGUGGUGGAGUGGGCAAAUCUGCCUUGACCAUCCAAUUCAUUCAGAGCCAUUUUGUCGAUGAGUACGACCCGACAAUCGAAGACUCCUACCGCAAGCAAUGCCUCAUUGAUGAGGAGGUCGCUCUUCUCGACGUGCUGGACACGGCUGGGCAGGAGGAGUACAGCGCCAUGCGCGAGCAAUACAUGAGGACUGGAGAGGGUUUCUUGCUCGUUUACAGCAUCACCUCUCGCAACUCAUUUGAUGAGAUCUCUACCUUCCACCAGCAGAUCCUCCGCGUAAAGGACAAGGACUACUUCCCCGUCAUCGUCGUAGCAAACAAGUGCGAUCUCGAGUACGAGCGUCAAGUGGGCUCGCACGAGGGUCGCGAGCUGGCCAAGCACUUCGGCUGUCGCUUCAUCGAGACGUCGGCCAAGCAGCGCAUCAAUGUCGACGAGGCCUUCUCCAACCUGGUGCGCGAGAUCAGGAGAUUCAACAAGGAGCAAGCUGUCGGCCGUCCUGGGGCAGGCGGAGGGAUGGGAGCUGGUGGCGCUGGGGGAAUGGGUGGAGCGGAUAAGUCAAAGAGGGGGGCAGAUGCUGGUGGGCAUGGGAGUGGGUGCUGCAAGGGAUGCAGAGUGAUGUGA